AUGGCUCAUUUGAGCUCUGCAAAGUCCUGCAAAUGGUACAGGAAGGGCAAGAACCCCGUUCCUCACGACCGCCUGGUACCUGAAGUUGUGGAACAGGUACACGCCGUUAUCCAGGACUCGAGCGACGCGGACGAGGAACCACUGGAUUUCCAUGACAUCAUGGAGAACAGGGAUCUGUUCCGGUUCGUUCUGCCUACUUCUACUGUUGAUGAUGGGCCCAACGGAGACCAGGGUGAAGCGUCUUCGUCUUCAUCCAGUUCUCGGCCUCCCCCGACAGCUCGACUGCCAGCUCUGGAUGACGACGAAGACACCCGGGUGGAGGAUGAAGACCCCGAGCGGGAGGAUGUUGAGCAAGAGGACCCUCCCGAGGACGCAAUGGAUGUGGAUGGAGUGGGUGUGGAUGAGCAAGCGGCUAAGGAUCCUAACCUCAAGUGGAAGCCCUUUGCAUCCGAGCUAGAUUGGCGGGUGGCAAUGUGGGCUGUCAGAGAAGACGUCGGGCAGAACUCACUGAACAGGUUUCUUCUCAUACCGGGGGUUGUUGAGAAGCUGGAACUCAGUUUCAAAGACGUCCGACAGCUUUUCCAGAAGGUGGACAGCAUCCCGGACCGAGCAUCAUGGCAGACUGCUACGCUCACCUUCCCUGAUCGACCAGAUGAGAAGCACAUGGUGCGGUACAGGGACAUCAUCGAAGCGAUUAAGGCCUUGGUUGGCAAUCCAGCGCAUGCCAAACAUAUUGUAUACCGGCCCAAACGAGUCUUUGCGGACCAGUCGCGGUUGAGGCGCAUAUACACGGAGAUGUGGACGGGCCUCUGGUGGGACACCGUACAGGAACACUUACCUGAGGGCGCCGCCCUCGCGUCAGUCAUAUUGGCCACCGACAAGACUCAGCUGACACAGUUUUCCGGUAACAAGUCUGCUUACCCCGUCUACCUCACCCUCGGCAACAUACCCCGCGCCAUCCGCCGCAAACCGUCCGAGCACGCUUGUAUCCUUCUUGGGUACCUGCCUGUCUCUAAGGUCAGCAAGAAGGGCCUCACCAAUCGCGAAAGCAAGGCUCGAACGCAGAAGCUCUUCCACGCUUCCAUGCGCCUCAUUGUCGAGCCCCUCAUCAAAGCUGGUGUCGAAGGUGUGGAGAUGACCGGAGGUGAUGGCUGCGUGCGCAGGAUAUAUCCUAUCCUCGCCGCAUAUGUCGCUGACUACCCCGAGCAAUGCCUCGUCACUUGCUCGAAGUACGGGACCUGCCCGAAGUGCCAAUGUCCAGCGGACAAGCUCGGGGAGAAAGACCCGAGCAGCCCUCGCACAUCCGAGCUCACAGAGAGUAUCAUCGACGAUGCAUGGUCGGGUGGUCGCAGUGCGGCUGCGGCUGAAGUCGAAUGCAUGCUACGGGACGUGAACGGUGCGGCGCGGUCGCCGUUCUGGACCAAUCUCCCUUACGCAGACAUACAUCUAUCCAUAACACCAGAUGUUCUCCACCAGCUUUACCAGGGGGUGUUCAAACACGUCGUCACUUGGUGUCAAGAGCUUCUCACCGCAGAGGAACUAGACAGCCGCCUCCGAUGCCUGCCCCUGCAGAGGAAAGAAAUGGCUCGAGUCCUCCUCGCAUGUCUCGUUGGCAAGGUCUCAAAGUCAACAAUGCUCACCUUCAGGUCUCUGUUGGAUUUCAUCUACUUAGCGCAGUACCCCACGCAUGACGACACUACCUUGGAAUACAUGGAGGAUGCACUCAAGACGUUCCAUGCCAACAAGCAAGUGUUGGUCGACCUCGGUAUACGGGAUGAUUUCAACAUACCUAAAAUCCACUCCCUUCUGCACUAUGUCCAGUCCAUCCGGCUCUUCGGGACGACGGAUAACUACAACACGGAGAUGUUCGAGCGACUUCACAUCGACUUCGCGAAGGACGCUUGGCGAGCAUCAAACCACCGCGACGAGUUCCCGCAAAUGAUGCGGUGGAUCACCCGCAACGAGAAGAUGGCUCUCUAUGAGAUGUUCCAGAGGGAACGUCAAGCGGAGGAGGAUGCUGAACACCCGGAGGACGAAGAACAUGCCGAGACCGGUUCAUCGGUACCAGAAGAACCUCCCCACUCUGUCACAACGGAAGGCGUGGACAUAGCGGGGACAUCUAUCAAAAUAGCGAAGUACGCACCUGCUCCUCAACAAAACCUAGCUAUGGUUCAAACCCGCCAUCACGCACCCGGAUUUACGACCGCACUCGUUCAGUUCAUCAACGCUUUGCAGCCUGACUCACUCCGACUCAACAGACAAGACCUCUCCAGAACGUGGCUGCCGUUCCAGCGCGUCGAUGUCUUCCACAAAUUCGCAUUCACACCUUACGAGCUGGACGACGGGAGGAUUGACAUUGAUGUUGUGAAGGCCAUACCGGCUUCGGUGCGAUCAGGGCGGAAAGACCGCUUCGACACCGUCAUCGUGUUGGAGAGCGGAGAUGCGGAGUCCACCGGCGUACGAGGGACAAGAGCGGGGAGAGUGAAGGUUAUCUUCGCUCUACCGCGCAAGCUCCCUGCGGUGCAAGGCGGAGGGUCUGCACCUCCAUGGUGGCCACGGGGUCCGCUCGCGUAUGUAGAGUGGUACACUCGCUUCGCGCCUGCGGCUGACUCCUCCCACUUGAUGUAUUCGGUCAAGAAACCGCCGUCCUCAAGCAAUGGUCUGCCACAGGGGAAGAUUAUUCCCCUGUCGCAGAUCCGGCAAUCCUGUCAGCUUACACCCGUUUUCCCCGGCGGUCCUCGCGGCACUGUUCCCGACUCCUGGUCAUCGGAAAACGUGUUAGAAACGGCUAGUACUUUCUACGUUAACAACUGGGUGCAGCAUUCUACGCCUACAAAAUUGGGAGCGCCAAUGGGUCCCAUGUUCGGCGCUAGUGGUAAAUUAAUCACUUCUCACGCCUCGUUCAACGCUUUGGCGUGGCUUUCGUACUCUCUGAAAACGCUUUUGCUCUCUCUUAUCCUCUUCACCGUCCACCCGUCCACCAUCAUGGCUUCUUUGGAUCCUCGCGUUCAAUUCCACAUCUCUACCUUUAUUCCUUCCUUCGGCGACGUUUGCAAGAAGGUCAAGCGGUGCCCCCAUGUGCAGAAGGGUUCCCUCAACCACCUCACCGUGGUUGAGAUAUCGAGGACGGGUCUGGGGACCCUGUGGAGCCAUUGCCCGAGGACUGUCAAACCCUGCCGUACCUUGCCCAGCAAGUUGCAGCCGAACGACGAUGAGGUUGCCGCGGCGCGCCCGUCCAUCAACGCUGCACUGCCGGAGGAGGGCCCAAACCGAUUCAUUUUCGUCGGCGGCAUCGAGGCGUGGCACAAGAGCCCCGAAUUCCCGGAGUGCCUUCGAGGGACGGACGAGAUAGGAAUAGUGGAGGUAUUCUUUUAUUACCGGGAUCACGUUGCGCCCAUCCAGCUGCCCCUCAUGUGCCGUGUACAUGGGGACUGGGAGAUAGAGCUGCCGUUCCGCCAGCCGGUCACUCAGGAGGUCAUUCCAUGCCUCAAUGGCUGGAAGAGGGACCCUAAGGAGUACCCGGCACGCUUCGACAUUUACGACGUCCAGCAAGCUAAGUUCAUUCCCCUCGGGUCCGUCAACGAACCCAUUCGCAUCCCCCUACCCCUUCGGCACGUCAUCCUCGUUAAAUACGAGAGUAUCUACGACACCAUGUGGCCCCUCUACUGGGCUAAAGGGAUCCGCCCUUCAGGGGCUCUGGGCGGAAUCCUGGCCAACAUGUACCCCCGCCCGUCCAUCUGGCCCGUGGGCUUCGAUUUCCCCAGGACCCGCAUCAACGCGUUGUCCGUGGUCCGGGUUGAAGGCAACCACCGGCCUCACGUCUUCACGCCAGCGGAGGGCGAUCCGGACUGUACCGUGGAGAGAAUGAACGUUCGAGAAGAUGAGGUCUCAGCGGAUGGGGACUCGGAUGCGGACACGGAUGUCGACUCGGAUGCCGACUCGGAUGCGGACUCGGAUGCGGCCUCGGAUGCGGAGGAUUGGGAUGGUGAGACGGCCGUGGGGGACUGA
Molecule: messenger RNA, 4008 nt
Organism: Fomitopsis serialis
Lineage: Eukaryota; Fungi; Basidiomycota; Agaricomycetes; Polyporales; Fomitopsidaceae
Exons: 9
Coding region: 1-4008 (1335 amino acids)
Source: RefSeq, a predicted model, not a curated record